This is a messenger RNA of Macaca mulatta (Rhesus monkey), 4569 nucleotides long. It is a transcript of the gene HNF4A, whose product is annotated as hepatocyte nuclear factor 4 alpha. Gene Ontology annotation, molecular function: RNA polymerase II cis-regulatory region sequence-specific DNA binding; DNA-binding transcription factor activity; zinc ion binding. NCBI's taxonomy places the organism in Eukaryota, Metazoa, Chordata, Mammalia, Primates, Cercopithecidae. The record is from RefSeq and is a predicted model, not a curated record. Gene Ontology annotation, biological process: regulation of DNA-templated transcription.
GAGGACGGUUUGAAAGGAAGGCAGAGAGGGCACUGGGAGGAGGCAGUGGGAGGGCGGAGGGCGGGGGCCUUCCGGGUGGGCGCCCAGGGCAGGGCAGGUGGCCGCGGCGUGGAGGCAGGGAGAAUGCGACUCUCCAAAACCCUCGUCGACAUGGACAUGGCCGACUAUAGUGCUGCACUGGACCCAGCCUACACCACCCUGGAAUUUGAGAAUGUGCAGGUGUUGACGAUGGGCAACGACACAUCCCCGUCAGAAGGCACCAACCUCAACGCGCCCAACAGCCUGGGUGUCAGUGCCCUGUGUGCCAUCUGUGGGGACCGGGCCACGGGCAAACACUACGGCGCCUCGAGCUGUGACGGCUGCAAGGGCUUCUUCCGGAGGAGUGUGCGGAAGAACCACAUGUACUCCUGCAGAUUUAGCCGGCAGUGCGUGGUGGACAAAGACAAGAGGAACCAGUGCCGCUACUGCAGGCUCAAGAAAUGCUUCCGGGCUGGCAUGAAGAAGGAAGCCGUCCAAAAUGAGCGAGACCGGAUCAGCACUCGAAGGUCAAGCUAUGAGGACAGCAGCCUGCCCUCCAUCAAUGCGCUCCUGCAGGCAGAGGUCCUGUCCCGACAGAUCACCUCCCCCGUUUCCGGGAUCAAUGGCGACAUUCGGGCGAAGAAGAUCGCCAGUAUCGCAGACGUAUGUGAGUCCAUGAAGGAGCAGCUGCUGGUUCUCGUCGAGUGGGCCAAGUACAUCCCGGCUUUCUGCGAGCUCCCCCUGGACGACCAGGUGGCCCUGCUCAGAGCUCAUGCUGGUGAGCACCUGCUGCUCGGAGCCACCAAGCGAUCCAUGGUGUUCAAGGACGUGCUGCUCCUAGGCAAUGACUACAUUGUCCCUCGGCACUGCCCGGAGCUGGCGGAGAUGAGCCGGGUGUCCAUGCGCAUCCUCGACGAGCUGGUGCUGCCCUUCCAGGAGCUGCAGAUCGAUGACAAUGAGUAUGCCUACCUCAAAGCCAUCAUCUUCUUUGACCCAGAUGCCAAAGGGCUGAGCGAUCCAGGGAAGAUCAAGCGGCUGCGUUCCCAGGUGCAGGUGAGCUUGGAAGACUACAUCAAUGACCGCCAGUAUGACUCGCGCGGCCGCUUUGGAGAGCUGCUGCUGCUGCUACCUACCCUGCAGAGCAUCACCUGGCAGAUGAUCGAGCAGAUCCAGUUCAUCAAGCUCUUUGGCAUGGCCAAGAUCGACAACCUGCUGCAGGAGAUGCUGCUGGGAGGGUCCUCCAGCGAUGCACCCCAUGCCCACCACCCCCUGCACCCUCACCUGAUGCAGGAACACAUGGGAACCAAUGUCAUCGUUGCCAACACAAUGCCCACUCACCUCAGCAAUGGACAGAUGUGUGAGUGGCCCCGACCCAGGGGGCAGGCAGCCACCCCUGAGACCCCACAGCCCUCACCGCCAGGUGGCUCAGGGUCUGAGCCCUACAAGCUCCUGCCAGGAGCCGUCGCCACAAUCGUCAAGCCCCUCUCUGCCAUCCCCCAGCCGACCAUCACCAAGCAGGAAGUUAUCUAGCAAGCCGCUGGGGCUUGGGGGCUCCGCUGGCUCCCCCCAGCCCCCUCAGAGAACGCCUGGUGAUCACGUGGUCACGGCAAAGGAAGACGUGACGCCAGGACCAGUCCCAGAGCAGGAAUGGGAAGGAUAAAGGGCCCGAGAACAUGGCCUAAGGGCCACAUCCCACUGCCACCCUUGACACUCUGCUCUGGAUAACGAGACUUUCACUUGGGAAGACGCCACUGGAAAGUCCUCUACUGCCUUGGACAACUUUUCUCAUGUUGAAGCCACUGCCUUCACCUUCACCUUCAUCCAUUCGCUCCUCCUUCUGCUGCUGCCCCCACGUCAAACGCCCGUUUCCCUCUGCUGUCGCCUUGCUCAGCCAUCCCGUCUUCUCCAGCACCACCUCUCCAGAGGCCAAGGAGGCCUUGAAAACGAUUCCCCCAGUCAUUCUGGGAGCAUGUUGUAAGCACUGACUGGGGCCAGGCAGGGUCUAGAAGGCUGUGGUGAGGGAAGACACCUUUCUCCUCCAGCCCCACCGCACCCUCCUUCUUCAGGGACUUGGGUGGGUAUUUGGGGUGAAGAUCUCUGCAGACCUUCAACCCGAGAAAACAAGCCCAGGUUGGCAACUGCAACAGGAACUUGGAGUGGAGAGGAAAAGCAUCAGAAGGAGGCAGACCAUCCACUAGGCCUUUGAGAAAGGGUAGACUUCUGGCUGGUAGAGCGGGUGAGACGGGACAUUCCAAAGAACAGCCUGAGCCAAGGCCUCGUGGUAGGAAGAAUCUAGCAAGAAUUGAGGAAGAAUGGUGUGGGAAAGGGAUGAUGAAGAGAGAGAAGGCCUGCUGGAGAGCAUAGGGUCUGGAAUACCAGGCUGAGGCCCUGAUCAGCGGCAAGGGGUAUGCAGGGAGCUGGGCUUCCAGAAAAUGAACACAGCAGUUCUGUAGAGGAUGGGAGGCUGGGAGCUGGGAGGUCAGGUGGGGUGGAUGAUGUAAUGCGGGUGAGAGUAAUGAGGCUUGGGGCUGGAGAGGACAAGAUGGGUAAACUCUCACAUCAGAGUGACAUCCAGGAGGAAUGAUCUCCCAGGGCCUGUCUCAAGCUCUUCCUUACUCCCAGGCACUGUCUUAAGGCAUCUGAUAUGCAUCAUCUCAUUUAAUCCUCCCUUCCUCCCUAUUAACCUAGAGAUUGUUUUUGUUUUUUUAUUCUCCUCCUCCCUCCCCACACUUACCCGCCCCUCCUAACCUAGAGAUUGUUACAGAAGAUGAAAUUGCGUUCUAAGAGGUGAAGUGAUUUUUUUUUCUGAAACUCACACAACUAGGAAGUGGCUGAGUCAGGACUUGAACCCAGGUCUCCCUGGAUCAGAACAGGAGCUCUUAACGAGAGUGGCUGAAUAACUUUUCCAAAGGCUCCCUUUGUUCUCACUGUGAUCAAGUUGGGGGGCUUCUGGCUCCCUUCUCCAGCCUCAGAAACCGGACUCGUUCUUCUGGGAACUCUGCCCACUCCCAGGACCAAGACUGGCCUGAGGCUGCACUAAAAUUCACUUAGGGUCGAGUAUCCUGUUUGCUGAUAAAUAUGUAGGAGAAUUCAUAACUCUUGAGAGCUUUUCUCUCUUCACUCCCCAAGUCUAGGGGAGGGGUGGCAGGGGUCUGUUUCCUGGGAGUCAGGUUCAUCUGGCCUGUUGGCAUGGGGGUGGGACAGUGUGUGCAGUGUGGGGGCACGGGAGGGCUAAGCAGGCCCAGGUUUGAGGCCUAUUCUGGAGAUCGUCACUCCAGGUGUAUUCUGGAAACACUGGACCCUAGGAUGGAGCAUCCAGCAUGUCAUCCAUGUGGAAUCUUGGUGUCUUUGGGGACAUUCUGGAAAAUGCCACUGACCAGUGUGAACAAAAGGGAUGUGUCCUGGGGCUGGAGGUGUGAUUAGGUAGGAGGGAAACUGUUGGACCGACUCCUGCCCCCCGCUCAACACUGACCCCUCUGAGUGGAUGGAGGCAGUGCCCCAGUGCCCAGAAAUCCCACCAUUAGUGAUUGUUUUUUAUGAGAAAGAGGCAUGGAGAAGUAUUGGGGCGAGUGUCAGAGAGGAAUCAACGCAUCCCUACAGCAGUCCCAGCCAAACCCCCAGUCCCAGGAGAGACUGCGCCCUGCUCAAAGCUCCCUAGCCUUCCUCCACCACCUCAUUCAAGUGCCCCUGAAAUCUCCUCCAGAUAGCUCAGCCUGGUCUGCGGUAAGGCAGGGAAGCUAGAACCAUUUCCCGGCAUUGUGGUCAUUCCCACUCUGUUCCUCCACCUCCUCCCUCCAGCGUUGCUCAGGCCUCUGUCACGGGAGCAAGGUUGAGAUAAGAAUGUGCCAUGGCGUGCAGAGGGCAACAGUGGCCCUUCAUGGGAACAAUCUUUUGGAGCAGGGGGUCAGUUCUCUGCUGGGAAUCUACCCCUUUCUGGAGAAGAAACCCAUUCCACUUUAAUAACUUUAUUGUAAUGUGAGAAACACAAAACAAAGUUUACUUUUUUGACUCUAAGCUGACAUAUUAGAAAAUCUCUCUUUCUCUCUUUUUUUUUUUUUUUUUUUUUUUUGGCCACUUGAGUUGUGGUCCUAAAACAUAAAAUCUGAUGGACUAACAGAGGGUUGCUGGGGGGACAAGCGUGGGCACAACGGUUCCCCCACCAAGACACCCCGAUCUUCAGGCAGCUCUCAGCAGCUUCUAAAAUCCGCAUGGCUCUCCUGAGAGCGGACAGAGGAGAGGAGAGGGUCGGAAAUGAACGCUCUUCUAUUGUUUGUCAUUACCAAGCCAAUUACAUUUGCCAAAUUUUUCUGUGAUCUGCCCUGAUUAAGAUGAAUUGUGAAAUUUACAUCAAGCAAUUACCAAAGUGGGCUGGGUCCCAUCAGAACGACCCACAUCUUUCUGUGGGUGUGAAUGUCAUUAGGUCCUGCGCUGACCCCUGAGCCCCCAUCACGGCCGCCUGAUGGGGCAAAGAAACAAAAAACAUUUCGUACUCUUGUGUGUUUUAACAAAAGUUUAUAAAACAAAAUAAAUGGCGCAUAUGUUUUCUAAGUC